Malassezia globosa CBS 7966 is the source of this 1032-nucleotide messenger RNA. RefSeq lists its product as uncharacterized. The record is from RefSeq and is a predicted model, not a curated record. Bases 1 to 1032 code for a protein of 343 amino acids. The transcript has a single exon. Lineage: Eukaryota; Fungi; Basidiomycota; Malasseziomycetes; Malasseziales; Malasseziaceae.
AUGUUGAUGGAGCAAAAAAAGUACCAUAAACCCAUUCAUUGGAACCAAUUAUGGUGCUUUACGCCAGACCAAGGCGCGUCUGUGUCUUCAUUGCCUUUUACUCCCUCUAGUGUGCCAGACCCGCUCACCGAGUACGCCUUGACACAAGGUCGCUGGUCACGCCUUUCCGGCAUGGGUCCUGCCUCGCUCAGUAUGCUUUGUCAUUUGAGUGAUCCAUCUACGCUUGACCCUGUAGCGACUUUAGCUCCGGGUUUGGACCAUGGCGUUUCUUCUUUGAAUCAAGCGUGGAUCGAUGGCCCAUGGGAACCUCGACUAUCUCUCGCUUUCGGACAUGUCCUGUGGAAAGAUCUGCCUCGCAUGACGCAACCCCUUACAACACCUAUGCAUGUACCGGCUUAUUUCGUUGAGUCCGAGCUGCCCAAUACGGCUGAACAGACGCCUAUCAUACCCGGUUGGUCGGAACUUUUAAUGGACGAGCUCGAAUUCGAACGCAUAUAUUACCGCAGGACAACAUCGUCCGAUCCUUACCCAGUUGAUUUGGUCGUAUCGGUCGCAAUAUAUCCAAACCGAGUCGUUCCAGAAAGAUCUUGGUGGCAAUGCGAGGCACAUGCCCCCAUUCUGUGCCCUUAUGCUCCCUUGGAUGCAUGCCUUACUGUGAAAUAUAAGGCACCUGCCAAUCUCCAAGGCACAAGUCUCUCUUCCAUUUUGUCUCCAAUGAAUUAUUCUGAUAAGUUUUCUAAUAUCGAAGAAUUCUGUACCGCUUUUCCGACUGAAACAACGCUCAACACGAAUCCAAAUGAUGAAUGGCGCAUUUGGCGACGGGAACGUGUCGUCCAACGCUCGUCGACAUACUUUCAUGCUGAUCAUACGAGCGAGCUUGUUCUCGUACGCGAAGCUGUGCGCAGAAAUUCCAUGUCGCACUUCCAACACAUUACACGACUGGAAUCUUCCAACUGGUCGAGUGAUUACAUCGGCGUUCUCUCCUCUUUGCUCCGCACGUCAUACCCAUCAUUAGGUAGAAGUGAUACUUAA